Messenger RNA from Periophthalmus magnuspinnatus, 1113 nucleotides. Its product is annotated as PR domain zinc finger protein 12-like. Gene Ontology annotation, molecular function: histone methyltransferase binding. Gene Ontology annotation, cellular component: nucleus. Gene Ontology annotation, biological process: neurogenesis. The record is from RefSeq and is a predicted model, not a curated record. NCBI's taxonomy places the organism in Eukaryota, Metazoa, Chordata, Actinopteri, Gobiiformes, Gobiidae. The transcript has 5 exons. Bases 1 to 1113 code for a protein of 370 amino acids.
AUGGGCUCCGUGUUACCCGCAGACUCUUUGGCCAUGAAGUCUGGAUUUAAGUGUCCCAGCCGCGCGCUCUCAGACGUGAUCACCUCGGACAUUCUCCACAGUUUCCUCUACGGCAGGUGGAGGAACGUGCUGGGGGAGCACCUGAGCGAGGAGCGCCACAGCUGCAGCUCCAGCCCCAAAACCGCGUUCACCGCAGAGGUCCUGGCGCAGUCCUUCGCUGGAGAGGUGCAGAAACUGUCCAGUCUGGUGUUGCCCAGUGAGGUGAUCAUCGCUCAGAGCUCUAUUCCUGGAGAAGGCCUGGGCAUUUUCUCAAAGACCUGGAUCAAAGCUGGGACAGAGAUGGGGCCCUUCACUGGCAGAGUGCUGUCCCCUGAGCACGUGGACCUGCUCAAAAACAACAACCUCAUGUGGGAGGUGUUUAAUGAUGAUGGGACAGUCAGAUACUUCAUCGACGCCAGUCAAGAGGAUCAGCGCAGCUGGAUGACAUACAUCAAAUGUGCCCGAAAUGAACAGGAGCAGAACCUGGAGGUGGUGCAGAUUGGCAGCAGCAUUUUCUAUAAAGCAGUAGAGACAAUCCCUCCAGAUCAAGAGCUGCUUGUUUGGUACGGAAACACCCACAACACAUUUCUAGGGAUCCCAGGUGUCCCUGGAACAGAAGAAGAACAUCAGAAGAAAAGUAGAACUGAUGACCAUCCCUGCGACGGCUCCUCCUCCUGCUCCCCGUCGUCCACAUCCACCGCCGGUCGUAUGCGCUGUGUCAUUUGUCACCGUGGGUUUAACUCUCGCAGUAACCUUCGCUCUCACAUGAGGAUCCACACUCUGGACAAGCCCUUCGUGUGUCGCUUCUGUAACCGCCGCUUCAGCCAGUCGUCCACUCUGCGUAACCACGUCCGGCUGCACACCGGGGAGAGGCCCUACAAGUGCCACGUGUGCCAAAGCGCCUACUCGCAGCUGGCAGGUCUCAGAGCUCAUCAGAAGAGCGCCCGCCACAAACCGGCGGCGUCGGGCUCCGAGGGCCCUUCACAGGGGUCCCCUCCUCCUCCACAGAUACCCCCCAUGUCCCAUCAGCACCAGAUGCCCCUCGUGCACCACAUCCCCACCAUGGUGUUAUGA